Molecule: messenger RNA, 1863 nt
Organism: Penaeus chinensis
Lineage: Eukaryota; Metazoa; Arthropoda; Malacostraca; Decapoda; Penaeidae
Exons: 8
Coding region: 107-1213 (368 amino acids)
Source: RefSeq, a predicted model, not a curated record
CGCCUUUGCUUCAGUAAAAGUGUGAUCAGGGUUCUAGAUAAGAUAUGCUCAGGCGUGCGUUGUGAAGAACAAUGAGCGUGGAGUCAGUGUUGUACUAACCUCUAAGAUGCUAGCAGGUGCUAUUGCCUCUGUUGUGGUGUGCGCCUUGGUGGUGGGCUCAGAAGCCCAGGUCUCCGUCACGGGGAUCCGGUUAACACUGGCCGGACAAGAAGUGCCGUACAUGAACCUAGGAAGUCCUGAACUCAACUACGUUCUUGAGUGCAACUACGCGGCGAACGAGGGCGAUGUCGUGAAUGUGACGUGGACGUUGGAAGACUACGGUGACGUCUAUUCGUGGAACCCGAUCACUGACGUCGUUACGGUGAACGUGCCGCUUCUACAGGGAGUCGAGGAGAAUGGACCCAAUAUCAAGUUCAUUUCCCCGCAGCCCACAAUGAGGGGCUUCUAUACCUGCAAAGUCUUUCAUAAUCGCCAGGACGAAAUUGUGAACCCUGUCCAGGAUGAGUAUCAGCUGCAGAUGUUCGCGUACUACCACGACCAAUACGAAAUGUCGGCGUCGGUCGAGAAUUGUACAGUGUACUGGAACUAUACUACGCCCGCCAUGUACCCAAAGCCGGAGAUCUCAUGUGGCUUUUGGAACAACACGGCGAAUGGUCUCGGGCAAGCCAUUCAUGGGGGUCUUUUCUACCACCAGUUCCUGAACAAGACUUGGUACGCCUUCAUGAGAGAAAUUCCGUUGAUGAUUGAGGACAUUCCCCGGGGCUCGACGCUGUACUGCCUGACGCAGGUGUCCUUCGUGAACUUCACACGCGAGGCGACGGUGCUGCGAGACAACGCCAACGCCUUGUUGUACAAUGAAGUGGACGACCAGGGGUGUCCAGCCAUCCCCCUGGUGGACGAGAACAUGAUCAUCGACCUCUUCGAGUGCCAAGAAAACUGCCGCGGGGAGUGCAAACAAGCGGGCGUGUCACCGGUCAUUGCCGAGUUCAAAUGUGCCAGCGGCUACGAGGCCUACUGGGAGAUCAACGACACCGUGACCUAUCACUGGCGGCUGCGUGUGACAUGCAACAAGGAACAGCACACGUGGUCGUCCGAAGGUGGUCAGCCGUCCACUACGUUAGAGUUGCCAUAUUGCAUCUACAACGGAGCGAGAAUUGCAACGUCCAGCCUUAUGAUGUUGGCUUUUACCUUACUGUUAACCUCAAGGUUCUAAGAAAAUCAUACGAUGGUCGAUCAUGGUAUUAUUAGUCAGCCAUAAUUAUUAACCAUAAUAGGUUUAGUUAAUCUUGGGAUUAUUGGUGAGCCAUGGUAGUGUUGGAUAAUCGGAACAACACUACCAAAUCAUGAUGGAUUUUGGCAUAUAUUUCUGCGUUGGACAUUCCCUGCAAUCUAACGUUAAAGAGAGCAAAUGGUAUCACAAAUCACCCAUUUCUCCUAUGAUUCCGGAGUGGCUUAAACCCGCGCAGUCAUUAAUGCAUGUGAGAGUGUGCCUGUCUGCCAAUGGAACCCACAUCGCUGUCCAGGAAGAGAGAGACACCAGAAAGAAACAGGAUUUAAUACGGAGACAAUUCUUCUUGCGUAGUGUUUUUUUAGUACCUUAACCGAAGUGGGCACCUGUGUUGUAAAGUAUGUACACUAAUAUCUGUUGCCUUAUCGGAGCCCUGUUAUCUUAUCUGUACUUCACAUCAGACGCGGUCGUGACUUAGUCUGUGUAUUUUUUAAUUGCUAAGUGAUAUACUCUGAUAUACUUUGUACGUCUUUCAAACCCUCGUUUGUAUUAUACUCUUUUCACGGUUUGUCUGUUUAACAACAAUAUAUAUUGUAAAUACAUCUUUGCGACUGAAUUAUACAAGAAUUAUCAAA